Molecule: messenger RNA, 1536 nt
Organism: Peronospora belbahrii
Lineage: Eukaryota; Oomycota; Peronosporomycetes; Peronosporales; Peronosporaceae
Source: the annotation of a GenBank genome assembly
AUGGGCGACUUUGCAACUUCCAUUCAACUAUCUGGAGUUGCAGCUCAUUUUGAUUCGUCGUAUUUCAAAGCCUGGUUUCGUCUCGCUUCAGCUAUUGUUGAGAACGAAAUCAAAUCAAUAGCGGCACAUGUGGUUGCACAUGUAGAGCAUAGCUUACCGUUAUCUCCGCAGGAACUGCUGUUGCUGAAAAGUACGUUUGGUGCAAUACGCGCAUCGACUGACACUUAUCCGUUUCAUUCGUACGCCGAAUGGUGUACAAGCCUAGGAUCACCUGGUUUUGUACAAUUAAAAGAGAAGUUUCGCCACGAGUCAAAGGAUGCAGACACAUGGCGAAAAGAAGGAUCUGGUUACUUCUUCAUGGGUGACUACUUAUCUGCAGAGGAUGUUACUGGAAGGACUAGCACUGUUCCUGGCAUCAGUCUUGGUGAACUCAAUGUGACGUCAGCAAAGAUGCGCGGGCAAAUGUCAAACACAAAACCGGCACUUUUGAACUGCACCGUUGCUGGGAUCAUUGACCCGCUCAAUCACAAAGCUUGGCGGCAAGAACGAAAUGCAUGUCAUCCUGAGAUACGAUUUUCUGCAGCUAGGCGUGAGUAUGAGCAUGAACACCAAUUUGACUCGUUUGAAGGGGAACGGGAAGAGAACAUUGACCAAUACAUUGCACAAAUGGAAGGACUUGAGACGAUAAUUCGCGUCGCUUUCACUGCUUCGAAGUCAAAAACUGACGAGGGACCACAACUUCCGCGUGAGAUAAUGAUGUUUGUGAAGGACUCACCACCAAAACUUCACAUUGAGUUCCAAGGCUGCGUGGAUGGUCGACCAAGUCCCUGGGUCAGAGCUAGCAGUAUGCGUGAGGGAAGCUUUUUUACGCAGAAGAAUCCCGUUGACUUGGUAAAACGAUGGCAUGGAACAGUGGCACUAAAAACGCUUGCUGAGAAGGCCGACAGCUUGGAGCUCGGUGACAUUAUUGCUUGUCAUGAAGAACUGAGCAAUGUUGUACCGGCUUAUGAUGCUCGCAUCCGUUCCAACUUUGCCAAUAAUCCCAACCGUGCCGAAGUCUACUUUCUGAGAACUCUUCAUGUUGCUGUUGGCUUUAACGACUUCAGCAGCCUUGAAGCUGCCACACUUUGCGAUGAACUGCACAACGAUAUGCCUUUAAGAUUUGUGGGCUUUGAGAUGAGCGAGUUUGCUGUUGCUAAAUGCAAAGUGGUUGCGCAAAUGCUUGCUUCAUCUGACGUGCCGAUUCCGAGCGUGAUGGAGGUCUGGCUGUCAUCGACGUGGGAAUGCUCCACGCUGAAAGAUUUCCAAAAGUGUGUGAAGAUGGUGUUGAAGUCAUUGAGUGGACGGAAGUCAAACCACAAGGUGAUGUCGUAUCUGAGCCAUUGGGCUUCGGUCGAGACGAUAUCUUCUGCAAAAGCACACUCGGAGUUCUUCACAAACUUACAACGAUACGCACAAAGGGUAGUGACAGGAAUUUGUUGCUUCCGCCGCGAGAUCGACCGUCUUGACUUGACUCAUUAUAUGCUAACUGGGUAA